ACUCGCAGGCUACGAACCUAGCUAGCGGGCUGUGCGACCUACCUGCGCCAGCGGCUUCGGGUAGCAGCACAUGCCAUUUCCGUUAGAUCACUCAAUUUGAUUCUCCCUCGCCGUGCGCUUCUGUUUUCAAUUUCGUGCUGUUCUACUUACUUCUUCAAAUUCUAGCUCUCAGAUCAGGGAUCGGACCAUUUCUAAACAGAAUUUUCGAGCAUUCAAACCCAUGUAUUUUAAGUAGUCUGAUGCAAAGACCCUGAUGGAAGAGGAGAGGUCGAAUUGGUCCUUUCACACUCUUGGUACCUACAUCAAUCAUGAUGGCUGGCAUAAAACACAAGAGGGUAGAGAAUACUUUACAAGUAUCCUCAGACACGGAAAAAGGAGAAUGUUUGGCUGUCUGGAGAGUCCUUCAUUACCGUCCCAUCUCGAGCAGCCCAAGAUAUUAAAAUAUAAACUGUGCUUGGUUGGGAAAGCUGGUGUAGGAAAGAGCAGUACUGUAGCUAGGUUAUGUGGGCAGCAAGUAGCUACCAACCAUGUGGAAACCCCAGGUAUUGUUAAAGCUGUGACAUACUGGCCUGCAAAGCUGAAGCAUUCUGGGAAACCUGUCAUGUUCCGUCUUGAGUUCUGGGAUGCUGGGCAUGCUGUCCAGCGAAAGUUCGAUCACAUUCAUCCAGCUUGCCGAGAAAAGGCUCAAGCAGUGCUCUACUUCUUCUCCUUCAUCGAUCGUUCCAGCUUCGAGGAUUUGAGAACCCAGUUGUCCAAGACACUCUCAAACGAAGACACACCUCUCCUGUUUGUCAUUGGCACCAAGUAUGACCAGUACAACCGCAGUGAAAUCACAUCCAGGGAACUUCUGGACUUCCAGAAGCAGUGGCAAGUGCCAAUCCUUAAGUUGAAGAACGUCCUGAAACCCACGGAAUCGAACGCUCUGUUGGCAGGCGACUCCUGCGCCGAGGUUGACGAUGUUGCUCCCGCCAUGAACACGUUGGUGGAAUACCUUUGGAUUCAUGAUCAAGUUCUGACAGGGAAUAUUGAGAGGACUCCAAAGGUGAAUACUUCAUCAGGAGUCGAGACACAUACUGCUAGUGACGAUGAUGAAGCCACGUACGUCUGACACGUCUUGAUAUUGUGGUGUUACUGUGAUCUCUGGCGGGUGUGCUUUGUAGCGAUAUCUCUUGAAUUAUGGUAAUGAUGGCUGGAUUCAUCAUCAUAUAACACUUAUUGCCAGAGGAUACAAAGCAUAGUUAUUAUAACACUGGCUUGAGCUUGAGCUAUCACAUUGGGUAAUUUCAAGUUCAGUGUUGAUCUAUUGGUGUUGGUGUUAGGUCAAUUUUUACACGAGUAUAACAUCAAACAUAAACUGAAGAUGGUCCUGAAAAGUCACUCACUAGUUGUUGAGAUGUCAAUAAUGUGAUCUGGAUCAGGUUUACAAAGUCAGAAUAGAUUUUGGAGCUAGGGGAAGCAAUCCGGAUUCCAGCAACAAUGCCAACACUUGACUUGAAAUCACCCAUUAUCUGUAGUGCUCAGUGGAGUCAGUGCAUUCAAGGAAUCAAUCCUUCCUGGAAGGCUGGUGUACAUUCACUUCACCCGGGUAGAGAGCAGCACAAUGUGGAUAAAUUUCUUGCGAAAGAAAAACAUUCCAUGGCUGGGAUUCGAACCCAUGACCCUCCAUAUGGGCGAUGACAGAACCACUAGGCCAUGAUGAUCAGUCAAUCUAUAGGUUAAGCCAAAAUUAUUUCAAUGUGUGUGUACUUCAAAUACUUUUCCAAACUUAAAUUUUAUCAGUUUGAUCAUGUAAUUUCGUCUAUAAGCAUCAGCUUA
Molecule: messenger RNA, 1815 nt
Organism: Lytechinus variegatus (green sea urchin)
Lineage: Eukaryota; Metazoa; Echinodermata; Echinoidea; Temnopleuroida; Toxopneustidae
Gene: cplane2
Product: ciliogenesis and planar polarity effector 2-like
Exons: 5
Coding region: 254-1108 (284 amino acids)
Molecular function (GO): GTPase activity; GTP binding
Source: RefSeq, a predicted model, not a curated record